Durio zibethinus is the source of this 3594-nucleotide messenger RNA. RefSeq names its product protein FAR1-RELATED SEQUENCE 5-like. Gene Ontology annotation, biological process: regulation of DNA-templated transcription. The record is from RefSeq and is a predicted model, not a curated record. Gene Ontology annotation, molecular function: zinc ion binding. NCBI's taxonomy places the organism in Eukaryota, Viridiplantae, Streptophyta, Magnoliopsida, Malvales, Malvaceae.
GUGCAGGGAAAGUACGUCAAGUCAACCCUUUAAGUCAACAGUUGAUUAUCUUUCCUGGAAAGAAAAUCCGGGGACAGAAGUGAAAGCCAAAGGGAAAAUGGCUGAUGAAGUAGAUUCUACAUCUGCAACAGGUUUCAGUUUGUCUGAUGAGUUGGCUCUAGAGAAUUGUUAUCUUGGGUUUGGUUUGAUGGAGAAUCAGGACGAUCAUGUCCCGUUUCCUCUAUUGAGUCCCAACAAUAAUCAGGAGGCUCAUCAGCCAAUGUCGUUUGAUCGUGAAUACAGUAACAACGGUGGUGGAGUACAUGGGUCGAGCGAUGGGUGGUCGGCUGUGUCAGGGGCCCUCAGUUUCACUACUACUUAUGGUCCAGAACUCGACGAACAGCAGUUGACUCUCCCUUGGAUCACUGAAAAAGCCAUUACUCACCAGCAGCAUAGCCAGAAGAUGGAUAACUCAGUGAAACAUCAUUUGAGUUGUGGUACUCAUUCAUCAUCAUUGGACAGUGAUGGCUAUGAUACAGCAUCAUCGGAGAGCAUUAGGGAUGAGAUGCUGCAACAAUCAAAAAUGAAAAUCAAUCAUGAAAUUAGUGUUCAAGCACCAGAACUUGGGAUGGAGUUUUCUUCUGAAGACGAUGCAUACAAGUUUUACAAAGAUUACGCUAAUGCAAUUGGCUUCUCUGUGAGGAAAGGAAAGUACCAACGGUCGUUGAAUGGAACCAUUAGGAAACGAAACUUUUUGUGUUCAAAUGAGGGGUUUCGAUUGAACAAACCUAACAGCAAUGCAGUAAGGUAUAGAAGGAAAGAAACCAGAACAGGAUGCAAAGCCAUGGUUCAAAUCACAAGUGAAAAUGAAAAAUGGAUGAUCUCCCACUUAGUUCUUGAGCACAAUCAUAACCUUGAAGGUUCAAGUCAAAGGUAUAUAGGUUCACGCCCUCACAACUCACAGACCUCAGAAGAUCAUUUGACAAAUCGCACAAUAAGGAAAACUGCAAUGGUGCAAAAGGCAGGGGAUUCAAUUUCUGCAAAAUUUUGUAAUGUGGAUUAUAGUAGCUACUUGGGCUAUCAGAACGUAAGUAGUCUAAACCCUGAAGAUGCCCAGGGCUUAAUUAACUACCUCAAGCAAUUGCAGCUGGAUGAUCCUUCAUUUUUCUACACGUUGCAAGUUGAUGCCAAAAGCAGCCUUACAAAUUUCUUUUGGAGGGAUGGCAGAUCGAAAUUGGACUAUCAGUACUUUGGAGAUGUCAUAGUUCUGGAUACCACAUUCCGAGUUGGGUUGCAACGCAUGAUUUGUGCACCAUUUUUAGGGCUUAACCAUCAUCGGCAGUAUGUCUUGUUGGGCUGUGCUUUGCUGCUUGAUGAAAGCAAGGAUUCUUUUAGGUGGUUGUUUGGGACCUUAAUGGCAGCAAUGGGUGGUCACCAACCAAAGACAAUUUUAACUACUGAGUGUCAAGCAAUGGCUGAUGCAAUAAAGGAAGUAUUACCUGAUACACAACAUCAUCUUGGCAUGUGGUACAUUCAACAAACUGCUGCACAGCAUCUUUCUGAACUUUAUCAGCAAUCAGGAUUCAAAAACCUUUUCAAUAAAUGCAUCUUUGAUUGCCAAUAUGAGGAAGAAUUUGAUUUGUUGUGGAAUUCUCUAGUGGAGCAAUACAAUCUGCGAGAAAAUGAAUUCCUCAAGACUCUACACGUGUUGAGGAAGAAAUGGUCUCCUGUUUUCAGCAAAAGUACUUUCUUUGCGGGCAUACAAUCAACAGAUGAUUGCAAGACCAUUAGAACUGUUUUCCAGAGUUUGAUGAGAGAGAACAUGACUCUGUCGAAGUUUGCUCAGCAAUAUCAAAUGGUGGCAAAGGAACAGCGUAAGAAUGAAUUAGAUGAAGACUUAUGCUGUAAUAAGACUUCUCCAUUGACGAUUCUUAAAGGCAGUACCUUGGAGAAACAAGCUGCAGAUGUCUAUACUCGUACCAUGUUCAAAUUGUUCCAAGAAGAGUUACGCGGAUGCCUAUCAGUGGCGAUAGAGGACAUGGGAUUUACUGGCACAGUUGCUACAUUCAAGCUGAAAGAGGAGGCCCAAAAGGAUCACAUUGUCAAGUUUGAUGAUUCCUUGAACCAAAUCACAUGUGGUUGCAAAAAAUACGAAUCUGUUGGUAUCUUAUGCGUCCAUAUUCUAAAGGUACUGAAUGCCAAAAAUAUCUUUCAAUUACCUUUCCGUUAUAUAUUGAAGAGGUGGAUGAAAUCUGCAAAAGAUGGCAAGGUGCUGAAUGACCAUAUUGGAGCAGCAGAGAGGAGCGAAAAAUCACUGAAAGUGAGCAAACUAGAGCAAAAAGCUCUAAAUGUCAUCACUAAAAGUGUUGCUUCUGAAGAUAGCUAUAAGAUAGUUGAGGAUUGUCUGGACAUAGUCUUGGGAAAGGUCGAAAAUGUUCUGAAAACAAAACAUACUGGACAUCAGGAUAAAGAAAAGGAUGUUGAAAUUCUUAACACAUGUAAUGAAGGUAUAGAAACACAAACUGUGCUAUCAGCUCCCCCAUUUCAAAAAGAAGCAGCAGAUCAUAGACUGAGAAGUAAAUCAAAGAGAAAGCAUGAAGAUGAUGUGAGUGAGAUAAACUGCAAGUCUAUGGAUGAUUGUGUUCUCCAUCGUCAACCUCCUAGAAAAGCAACAAAAGGAACAGACAAUGAAGGAUCAAGGGCAAUAUCUAGCCACUCAUAUUUUGCAGGGGAUUGUUCACAACAACCUGCCUGUAUUUCGCCACGACCUCCACUGCCUUCACCAUCCACUAUCCACCAAUUCAAAGGUUUCAGCAAGCCUAUGGGUAUUUUGCAGGAAAGAAAGAAGCAAGCACCGGAUGCGCCAGUGAGUAGAAGAGAGAUGGAGACAAUGGAAAUGACAAUAAUGUCAAAGAUGAAAGAGAUGCACGAAGGGAUCACAAAGAUGAAAGGGAUGCAUGAAGCGAUCUUAAGGGCUAUAAAUGAGAAUAAGAAGUCUUUACCAUGACCAUGAGAACAACAGGAUAUGGAGAAUCAAUUAUGUUUAUAGAAACUUAUCUUGCAGCUCUUCUCUUCUCUUUUCCACUCAGAAGCUGGUAUUCAAUUAACCUAGCUGGGGAGGAAAGAACGGAAACAAAGAAGAAGGUAGGACGCUGACCUUGCUUUCAGUAAUGGUAAGAGUGGCAAUGUGUCCUUCUAGCAAUGUGCCCCUUCCUUUCUAGGUUACACCCUUCCUUUGUCAACACACCUAUAAAAUAGGGUAGGGAAGUAAUGAACCUUUGGGCGAGUUCUCCCUAAACUACUUAAUAGUGCAGCCAGCUCCCAUAGAUUUAUAUAAAAUUUUUGUAUCAAUUUGGGAAUGUCAUGCUUUUCAAGUCAUUAUCACAUUGCUGCCAACUAGUUUGAUGAAUUGAUGCCAGGCCUAAUAUAGUAUAGAAUCAGUUUGGAUUUGGAUUUUUGUGAACUUUCUACAUAAAAAAAUCAAAACCUGAAAUGAGAACCACAUUCUUUCCCUUAAAAUUGAAAUUGAUAUGAUUCCUUAAAACCUUGACCUUUAACAAAUUGAUCAAAGUUAUAGAAUUUAGUUCAAUCUGUUAAACAAAUUUGAAAAAUAUU